GGAAGAAUUAAUACGAGCAGUACUUAGUAAAGCAUUUGUAUUAAUUGAUAAUAAUACCCACAAUGACUUUCACAAAGGACAUGAAUUUAUGCAACAGACAAUCCUUGCUGAUAAUUCUCUUACAGAAGAAGAAAAAACUGAAGCAAUAAGAUUAAAUAAUAAAUCUUAUGACCGAGAUAAAAUUAUUUAUAAUGAUGGACCAAGAAGAAUUUGUGAAAAUUGUAACCAAAAAUGUUUAGCUACAUUAUAUUGUGAAUAUUGUGUUCGAAAUUAUUUAAAAUCUAAUUUUUUAAAUUGGACUUCUGGAAAUAAUGUUAUUGAUGAUUUAAUAAAAAAUUGUCAAAUGGAAACACUUAUAUCAGAUGUUAUUAUUGAAUGGAUCCCAUUUAAUAAUUUAAAAAAUAUUAAAUACCUGACAAAAGGUGGAUUCUCAGAGAUUUAUACAGCAGAUUGGAUUGAUGGAUACUAUGAAGAAUGGGAUUCUAAAGAGCAACAAUUAAUAAGAUUUGGAACUCUUGUUGUAAUACUUAAAGAAUUAAAAAAUGUUGAAAAUGCAAGUCAAGGUUGGUUUGAAGAGGCUAAAUCACAUUUAACUUUAGGCAACAAAUAUCCAUCUACCGUUCUAUGUCAUGGUUUAACACAAAAUCCAUCAAAUGGAAAUUAUUUACUUGUAAUGACAAAGUUUGAUAUGAAUUUAAGAGAAUAUUUACAACAAAAUCAUUAUCAACUUACAUGGAAAGAAAGAAUUAGAAUUACUUUCGAAAUAAUAUAUGCACUUGAUCGGAUUCAUGAAGAAAAUUCAAUUCAUAGAGAUUUGCAUUCUGGAAAUAUAUUAUAUUCACAGUUUAAUGAUCAAUGGAAAAUUAGUGAUCUUGGAUUUUGUGGCCCUGUAGACAAACCAUCAACAAGUAUAUAUGGAAAUCUUCCUUACAUAGCUCCUGAAGUUAUUAGUAGAAAAGAAUAUACUUUUAAAUCUGAUAUUUAUAGUGUUGCAAUGCUUAUGUGGGAAAUUUCAUUUGGACAACCACCAUUUAUGAAUUAUGAACAUGAUUGUAUUCUUGCAUUUAAUAUUAUUGAUGGUAUAAGACCAAAAAUUAUAUCAGAAAUUCCUUCCGAAUAUAAAAGUCUAAUGGAACAAUGUUGGGAUGCUAAUCCACUAAAAAGACCUGAUAGUAAUACACUCUUUGAUGAAAUAAACGAUAUUAAAUCAUAUUAUCAAAAUAAACCUGAUGAACUACCUCAACAAAUAAUACAAUUAGAUAAAAAAACAAGCAAUAUAAUGAGUAGUAAAAUAUUUACAAGUAAAAUUUAUAAUUUUAAAAAUCUACCUGAACCAAAAAAUGCAACAGAAGAACAAAAAGAUCAUAUGAUUUUAGUAUUUCUAGUAAUUCUGGUAAUCUUAGUAAAUCGAGUAAUCAAUAUAUACCAAUUAGUUCCAAUGAUAAUUAUAGUAAAGAAUCACCCAGAUUAUCCAAAAAAUUAAAAAUAGAGAACGGUAAAGCCUUAAAAUAUUUAUUUAUAUAUCGAUUCUAAUUUUCUUAUAAUAUUUUUGU
Molecule: messenger RNA, 1553 nt
Organism: Rhizophagus irregularis DAOM 181602=DAOM 197198
Lineage: Eukaryota; Fungi; Glomeromycota; Glomeromycetes; Glomerales; Glomeraceae
Source: RefSeq, a predicted model, not a curated record